AUGGCGACUGCGGGGGACCGUGGGAGAGGCCUGGCCCUGCUGGCGGUGCAGCAACAACUCCGAGCCGCCUACGGGAUCAAGCUGAAGAGUCGGGCGGCGAAGAGAAAGCCGCCGACAUCGGCAGCUUCCGCGGCCGAAGAGAGCAAAGUCUUUGGAAUACCUCUUCUCGAAUUACCUCAACAGGUUGUCCCUGAAUAUGGAAAUAUACCUUGCUUUUUAGUUGAAGCUUGUAAAUACUUAGAAGAACACAUUCAUACAGAAGGACUCUUCAGAAAAUCUGGAUCGUUUGUUCGUUUAAAAGCAUUGAAGAAUAAACUUGAUCAAGGUGAAAACUGCCUGUCCACGGCCCAGCCCUGUGAUGUUGCAGGACUUCUCAAACAGUUCUUUAGGGAAUUGCCUGAGCCCAUUCUCCCAAGUGAUCUCCAGGAAGCUCUCAUCAAGGCCCAGCAGCUAGGCAACGAGGAGAAGAACUCUGCCACUCUGCUGCUUUCUUGCCUUAUGAAUGACAGAACAGUUGAUACUCUGAAAUAUUUUUUCAGUUUUCUCAAAAAAGUGUCCCUGAGAUCUUCUGAAAACAAAAUGGACAGCAGUAACUUGGCGUUAAUUUUUGCUCCAAAUCUCUUGCAAUCAAGUGAUGCUGACAAAAUGUCAGCUCACACAGACAGAAAACUUCGAUCGCAGGCAGCAGUCGUCCAGACUCUUAUUGACCAUGCAGAAGAAAUAGGACACAUACCAAAGUUUAUCCUGGAAAAGAUACCUGCUAUGCUUGGCAUUGAUGAUUCGGCCUCAACUCCUUCAUUGCAAGAUUAUGAGGAAAGUGAAGGCGAAACUCCUGGAGAACACAAGAGAAGGAGAAGACGGAGCAUAGGAGAUAUUGUUAGUGGGGCUCUGAAUAAACUUAAACCUAAUAGAACACCCUGUACCACACCUCAAAGAGACGGCAGUGUAUUUUCAUCAGUGACCCCAAUGAUUGUUACUCCAAGUGUAAAGCGUAAAUGCCCCGCUGAUUCCUGUCAAGGUUUCUCUAGCAAGAAAAGGCGAUCUCUCAGGCAUAACUUGGCUCUUGAAUUGCUACCAAGUAGCCUUUUUAGCAUUAGCUCAACACCUGCAUCAGCUCAGUUUGAAGCAAGUCCUUGCAUUUCUCUUGAGGCAUCUCAGAGUUCACUGUCUACCUCAGCCACUAGUGACAAACACUUGCCUAGUAUAGGAAGUCGAAGAAGCAAAAGGAUUGCCAGCAAAAAAGUUCACAGGGUUGAGUCUGGAAAAACGGGUUGCUUUUCUCCUAAGAUUAGCCGGAAAGAAAUUGUGCGCAGGUCGUUGCGAUUAAAGUUCGGUUUGGGAAAGAACAGCAGAGAGAAUACUGCAAUGGAGCAUCCAGUUAACAGAUCUGAAAAUAUUGGCCGUAGACUUGCAAAUCAACAAGACACGGAAAGUGGAACAGAUUUUCUAAAGGCAGUUUCAUUAUUAAGUCCAUGUACUGGUGAUUGUAUAACAAAGAAAGGUUCCAAAAGCAUCAGCAAGUCAGAGGAAAACUUGUUAAUUCCAAAUCACCAUGAUGAAAAAAGCUACCGAAUGUCCUGGACUGGCCCCAGUACCACCAACCCUCAGGAAACUCAUAACAUUGGUGCUACUUUAAAGGCAUGUCUUGAAGAAAGCUGUUCUUCAGAGCGUGUUCUUAUUGCUAAAAAAUGUUUGGCCAUUACUGCUGUACCCAGGCCCACUGAAGCAAGUAUGGAACAGGACAAUAAUAUGCAACAAACAUCCUUCUGCGAGGAAGAAAAUAAUAUGACUACAGACACUUUAUUAAAAAUUAAGAAAGCCUUUUCUGAAUCUGGAAGUAACCUUCAUAACUUAUGUGAAACAGAACCUUCAAAAUUAAAUUUAACACAAGAAAAUGGAUGUGUUUCAGAAAGUGGGGAUAGACAGCACUUAAAAGUUCAAGAAACAGCAAAGGUGGAAAAGGAGAGUCAGUUUGCUAGCUCUUCUAAUGAAUGUAGUGCCACUGAUGAAUCUCGGUCAAGUAUGAGUGACAUAAAGUCCACGGAGGGACCCUUCUUCAAAAAUACUAAAUUGCCUGAUCAUCCGGUCCAUGAGUUAAGCAAAAGUGAUGUGUCAAUACAAGAGGAACAACAAACUGAGCUGGUCUCUGCAGGUGACCAUUUGAAUAAAAUACACACCCUGGAAAAAGAUAUUCUAGAAUCAAAUUGGCAAUUCACCCCAGAAGGUACUGUUGAAGAUAACUCAUUGAAAUCCUACAAUUCAGAGAAAAAGACUGAGGAACUCCUUGGAAAAAAAGGAGAGGUGCCUCUCUCUCAGUUGCCAGAACAUGAAGAUAGGAACAGCAAGCAGUACCUACAUAUGCAAACUUCUGAAAAAUCUAAACCUUCACCUUCAGGAAAGGUUGCUGACCAUAUACAUUGGUUCAACAAACUGUCGUUGAAUGAACCCUGCUCUGCAACCAAAACCAAACCACCUCUGAAGUUUCAACGUACUCCCGUCCGUCAGUCUGUAAGGAGAAUGAACUCACUCUUAGACUCUAAAAAACAGGCAGUUACUUGCAAAGUAAUGAAAUCCGGUGAUGGCUAUCCCCUUGUUAAGUCGGUGAGUUUUGAAACUGCACUAUCUUCCUGCACAGAAAUUACCUCCAGUACAUCUACAAUUUCACUAUCCUCUGAAACAAUGAAUAAGCAAACAUGGACAUGUGAUCAGCUUGCUUUAUCUUCCAGAUCUUACCCACAAGUGAUACAUCCAAUAGAGCAAGCUGAAAAGCUUGAUAAAGCCUUCAAAGAGAAAUUGAUUCCUAGUAACCAAUCCAAAUCUGUCCUUGAGGACCUCACAAAUCAUGAAGCGCCAAAAGCAGUUGUAAAAAUGAACACAAAUAUGAAUGUUUCAGUUGCUACACCUGAUAAAGGUGUUUUUAGAAAAACUUUGCCAGGAAAAAAGCUUCGCUAUAGAGGGUCUCCAAAGAACCCAAUGUCCACAACUCAGCUUCUUCCAGUCAUUAAACCUCUUGAUUUAUAG
Messenger RNA from Gekko japonicus, 3021 nucleotides. It is a transcript of the gene ARHGAP11A, whose product is annotated as Rho GTPase activating protein 11A. Lineage: Eukaryota; Metazoa; Chordata; Lepidosauria; Squamata; Gekkonidae. The record is from RefSeq and is a predicted model, not a curated record. Gene Ontology annotation, biological process: signal transduction. Bases 1 to 3021 code for a protein of 1006 amino acids. The transcript has 12 exons.